AUGACAUCGGAGAAAAAGUCUGUAGAGUCCAACUUAGUGGUUGACGACUCCAUACUAUCCCCAUCAGAACAAAAGCAAACGCUAUGGACCUCUUUUAAAGACUCAUUCAAACCUGCCAUGGAAACAGACCACACGUUGAAAACCAACCAUGAUCCGGCUGAUAUAGAAAAGUUAACUGAUUUGGAAAAGAUUAAUCUCAACUCUGCCAACUCGAGUUUACGUCGAGACUUGAAAGCAAGACACUUGCAAAUGAUUUCAAUUGGGUCGAGUAUAGGUACGGGGCUCUUCGUUGGUACGGGGACGGCAUUGAACACUGGUGGACCUGGAGCAAUUAUGAUUGCUUGGGUGGUUACUGCUACUGCCGUAUUUGCCACGAUGCAAGGGUUGGGUGAAUUGGCUACAACGUUCCCAAUUAGUGGUGGAUUCAAUGUAUAUGCUAGUCGGUUUAUUGAGCCUGCUGUGGGGUUUGCCGUGGGAUGGAAUUAUUUUAUGCAGUUCUUUGUAUUGUUGCCAUUGGAGCUAGUAGCUGCUGCUAUUACAAUCCAGUAUUGGAACUCGAGUAUAAACUCAGAUGUAUUUGUGAUUAUCUUUUGGUUUGUAAUUACAUUUAUUACCAUGUUGGGAGUUAAAGCAUACGGUGAAGCUGAAUUUAUAUUCUCCACAAUCAAGGUUUUGGCAGUCAUUGGAUUUAUUAUAUUGGGAAUUGUUUUAAUUGCUGGUGGUGGACCAACUCAUGAGUUUGUUGGUGGGAAAUAUUGGCGUCAUCCAGGUCCAUUUGCAUCUGGCUUCAAAGGAGUUGCAUCGUGUAUUGUCACGGCAGCAUUUUCAUAUGGUGGUACUGAAAUGAUUGGGUUGACAGCCAGUGAAACAUCCAAUGUCCGUAAAGCUUUACCAAGAGCUAUUAAACAAGUGUUUUGGAGAAUUGUGCUUUUUUAUUUUGGUUCAUUGACAAUGAUUUCUUGUUUGGUUCCAUAUAAUGAUAAAAGAUUGUUAGGACUGAGUUCAGUAGAUGCAUCAGCUUCAGCGUUCACUAUCGCUAUUAUCAAUGGAGGAAUUAAAGGAUUGCCCAGUGUGAUUAAUGCCGUUAUUUUAAUUUCAGUUUUGUCAGUGGGAAAUGCUUCAGUGUACGCCACAUCAAGAUCAUUAAACUCGUUAGCUGAGCAAGGAAUGGCUCCAAAGUGGAUGGGAUAUGUCGACCGUGCCGGUAGACCAUUAGUGGCUAUAGGGCUUACUAAUGCAUUUGGAUUGUUUGCUUUGAUUGCCGCAGAUGAUGACGCACAAGAGUCUGCAUUCAACUGGUUACUAGCAUUGUCUGGACUAUCGUCUAUUUUCACCUGGAUGAGUAUCAACUUGAGUCAUAUUAGAUUUAGAGCAGCUUUAAAAGCACAAGGAAGAACUACCGAUGAAUUACCAUUUGUUGCACAAUCAGGCAUUUGGGGAUCAUAUUACGGACUCAUACUUAACAUAUUAUUCCUCAUAGCCCAAUUUUGGAUCGCCUUAUUUCCCUUGGGAUCUGACCCUAGCGCAUAUGAUUUCUUCUUGUCAUAUUUGGGAUUCCCUGUGAUUCUUGUUUCUUGGAUUGGAUACAAGAUCUGGAAACGCAAUUUAAAAUUAUACUUGAAAGCAGAUGAGAUUGAUAUAGAUACAGGUCGUGCUAAUGUUGAUCUAGACUUAUUGCAACAGCAAUUGGCUGAAGAAAAAGCAGAGUUAGCAGAAAAGCCAUUCUUUUAUAGAGUGUAUAGGUUCUGGUGUUGA
This is a messenger RNA of Lodderomyces orthopsilosis Co 90-125, 1755 nucleotides long. RefSeq names its product amino acid permease. Lineage: Eukaryota; Fungi; Ascomycota; Pichiomycetes; Serinales; Debaryomycetaceae. Gene Ontology annotation, biological process: amino acid transmembrane transport. The record is from RefSeq and is a predicted model, not a curated record. Gene Ontology annotation, cellular component: membrane. Bases 1 to 1755 code for a protein of 584 amino acids. Gene Ontology annotation, molecular function: amino acid transmembrane transporter activity. The transcript has a single exon.